This is a messenger RNA of Fusarium vanettenii 77-13-4, 747 nucleotides long. RefSeq lists its product as uncharacterized. Gene Ontology annotation, molecular function: catalytic activity. The coding region runs from base 1 to 747 and encodes 248 amino acids. The record is from RefSeq and is a predicted model, not a curated record. The transcript is spliced from 2 exons. Lineage: Eukaryota; Fungi; Ascomycota; Sordariomycetes; Hypocreales; Nectriaceae.
AUGACGCAAUUCAAGCAGAAGCAUGUUCGCGUCGCCGUCACGCAGGCAGAGCCGAUCUGGCUUGAUCUUGCCGGUACCGUCCAGAAGACAUGCGAUCUGAUCACCGAAGCAGCAUCAACGGGCGCCGAAGUCAUAAGCUUCCCUGAGUGUUGGCUCUCGGGAUAUCCGGCUUGGAUCUGGGACCGUCCGGUGGACCCAGAGUUGGCUGCCCGUUAUAUCCGCAACUCUCUCGUUGUCGAGUCGGCUGAAAUGGAACGCAUCAGGGCGUGCGCGGCAGCAAACAAGAUUAUUGUAGCUCUGGGCUUCUCGGAGAGUCGUCACGGCUCGCUCUAUAUUUCGCAGGCCAUCAUUGGGGCUGACGGACAGAUCUUGACGCUUCGGAGCAAGAUCAAGGCUACCCACAUGGAGCGGACAAUUUUUGGCGACGCUACCGCCGAAUGUCUCGAUAGUGUCGUGGAUACGCCUCUUGGCCGGAUAGGUGCUCUAUCCUGCUGGGAGCACGUCCAACCGCUUCUUAAGUACCACACCUACUCGCCCGGAGGAGGAUACUCGGCCGUUUUCGGCCCUGACGGUCGGAAGCUGUCAACCAAUAUUCCAUCGGACAAGGAAGGCAUCAUCUAUGCUGAUUUGGACAUUGACAACAUCCUACAUUCAAAGGCCUUCUUAGAUGUGGUUGGCCACUAUAGCAGACCUGAUCUGCUUUGGCUCGGCGUGGAUACAGCAGUGAAGGCUCAUGUGAAGUUAUAG